Colletotrichum karsti is the source of this 1977-nucleotide messenger RNA. RefSeq lists its product as uncharacterized. Lineage: Eukaryota; Fungi; Ascomycota; Sordariomycetes; Glomerellales; Glomerellaceae. The record is from RefSeq and is a predicted model, not a curated record. Gene Ontology annotation, biological process: SRP-dependent cotranslational protein targeting to membrane. Gene Ontology annotation, cellular component: endoplasmic reticulum membrane; signal recognition particle receptor complex. Bases 1 to 1977 code for a protein of 658 amino acids. The transcript is spliced from 4 exons. Gene Ontology annotation, molecular function: signal recognition particle binding; GTP binding; ATP hydrolysis activity.
AUGUUGGACACAUUCGAGAUCCUGACCACCUCAGGGGUGGUCCUCUGGUCAAGGACGUAUGCGCCGGUCAACCCCUCCGUCAUCAACAACUUCAUUUCCGAUGUCUUCAUUGAGGAGAAGGCAGGUGCUGCUUCGAGCCAGUCUGCCGCCAGCAACCCACCGUACAAACGCGAUCAACACACCCUGCGAUAUACCUUUGUUAAGGAACUAGGUGUCAUCUUUGUGGCCGUUUACAGAUCGCUCCUCCACCUCUCAUGGAUUGAUAAGCUGGUUGACAACAUCAAGACGAUCUUCGUCGACCUCUACGGCGAGCAGCUGACGAAGCCCCAUACGACUCUGGUCGAGUGUCACAAGUUCGACGAGUACUUCGACCAACAGAUGCGCGAGCUUGAGACGACGGGAUCCAAGGGCGAGUCCAACAUCUCGGACGCAGACUUCGCGAAAGAGGAGAACACAUUGUCUGGUAACCUGGGGGAUGACCCUCCGCUUCCCCCGGGUCUCCAUUACAGGGGUCGCGGUAUCAACGGCGCAAACGGUGCAAACGGCGGCGCUUCCACGAACGAAUCGACCCCUAUCGUCACGCCAAACACCUCGCGACCCUCGACCCCCGGUGUGGUAGUCGGCAAGGCCGGCCCCGUCGCAAAGAUGUCCCGUCGAGCCCGGAAGGCGCAAAAUCCAGGGGCUGUGCUCUCCUCAGGCGACGAGGCCCGACCCAGACCCGCGACUCGAUCCUCGACGAAGAAGGGCCGUAAGUGGGAUGCCGAUGGCAUGGCGGAUGAAGAGGACGAUGUCCAGCUCGACUACUCGGCAGCUCCGAGAUCGGCUACGAGCGACUCCGAGGCCGAGACCACCGCCCGCUCUUCUGCCGUUGAGCACGUGGAUGCCUCUACUUGGGGUAACAAGACAUCAAAGGGGCAAUUUGUUCUCAAGGACCUCGACGAUGAAGUUCACAACAUCCUCGCGACCGCGCAGUCAAAGACCGAUUCGAAGACCGAGGCCUCUGGCGGACUUCUCGGCUCCGGGCUGAGCACGAUCGGCGGCCUUUUCCGCAAUGUGGUUGGCGGCAAGACCCUCACCAAGGCCGAUCUCGAGAAGGCGAUGAAGGGUAUGGAGGAGCACCUUCUCAAGAAGAACGUUGCGCGCGAGGCGGCGAUCCGUCUCUGUGAGGGCGUUGAGAAGGAGCUUCUUGGUGCCAAGACCGGCAGCUUCGAGAGUAUUAAUGCGAAGAUCCAGUCCGCCAUGGAGGCAUCACUCACGAAGAUGCUCACCCCGACAUCGUCGCUCGACUUGCUCCGCGAAAUCGAUGCCAUCACCGCACCAUCCGCUACAUCCCUGCGCAAGGCCCGCCCGUAUGUCAUCUCUAUCGUCGGUGUCAACGGUGUUGGCAAGUCCACAAACCUCUCAAAGAUCUGCUUCUUCUUGCUUCAGAACAAGUACAAGGUCCUCAUUGCCGCCGGCGACACUUUCCGUUCUGGUGCUGUUGAGCAACUGGCUGUUCACGUCCGUAACUUGAAGGAACUCACUUCUCGUGAGGGUGGUCGCGUAGAACUGUACCAGAAGGGUUACGGCAAAGACGCCGCCACUGUUGCCCGUGACGCCGUCGCACAUGCCGGACAAGAGGGCUUCGAUGUGGUUCUCAUUGACACUGCCGGCCGCAGACACAACGACCAGCGUCUCAUGUCAUCUCUCGAGAAGUUUGCGAAGUUCGCUCAACCCGACAAGAUUCUCAUGGCCCUCGUUGGAACCGACUCGGUAGCUCAGGCCCGCAACUUCAACGCAGCAUUCGGCUCCGUCCGUACUCUCGACGGCUUCAUCAUCUCCAAGUGCGACACCGUGGGCAACAUGGUUGGCACCCUCGUCAGUCUCGUGCACGCAACCAAUGUCCCCGUGUUGUUCGUGGGAGUUGGCCAGCACUACUCUGACUUGCGUAAUUUCUCUGUGAAAUGGGCUGUUGAGAAGCUCCUCAGCAGUGCUUGA